CAAAACAUUGAGUAAAUUGCAUGAUGAGAUUUUUAUAUGGAACUGUCAUUCCUGAAUUUUCUUAUUUUGUGCUGCCUUUGUUUUCCCUGAUUAAUUCUUUAUUUCGGAUAGUGAUAUGACAUUUACUUUUAACAAAUAUAUUAAGCGCAACUUCACUAUCACUUAUGUUUGACUCUGAUGGACUUAGUCGAAAAGAAAACCGUUUUUUUAACUUUAUCUUUGUAACAUUUGCAAGAAUUAUCAUGGAAUAUUAUCUGAGGCAAAUACAUCAUGGAAUUCAAGAUCCACUUAAUAUAGAUUUAAAAGAAUCUGAAAUUGUUGUCGGAAGGAGCACCAACUCGGAGUUAAAGAAGUAUUCUCAGGUUUCUCGCCAGCAUGCUCUUUUUAAAAAAGAAAAUGACGUCUGGUUUGUUAAAGAUAUGAAGAGUUUGAACGGAGUAUUUGUUAAUGGUAACAAAAUUGGGGAAAAUCCAGUGCGGCUGGAAAUAGGUGAUCACAUUGGACUUGGAAUACCGACAGCAGGAACCGAGUUUGAAGGUUUUGUCUGCUCAUUAAGCGUGAAACCUGUCUCAAAGAAAAUAAUCGUUGUCGAUUUAUGCGAUGAACCUCCAGUUAUUAAAACGGAACCACCUGAUGAUGUACCUUUCAGUACCAAUAAUGAUAUUUCUGGAAAUUCUUCAAAUCAGCACAUCACUGAUCAUUUCCCAUUAGCUAGUACUUCUGCAGAAAAUAAUGAAAGUGCACAGUUCUUUGAUAACCAUAAAAGUGCCGUAGUCUCUCAUAAUCCUGUUCCAAAUAAUAUAAAACAUCAGCAUUCUAAUAACACUGCAAUUGAUAAUUCUUUCAAUAAAAAUUCUAAUUUAUUUUCAACCCGUAACUCUGUUUCAUCGAUAGCAGAAACGAACUAUCACUUGAACUCAUUUGACUCCACAAAAAAAUCAAUUGUUUUAUCACCUGUAAAGUCUAUGAAAGUACAAUUUUCUUCACAAGAAUCUUUACAUAACUUGGAUCUUAGAAGCAACAAAGAAUAUAAAGAAUUUGGGAAAGAUGAGUCUAGAAACACUAAACAAAUUUCUUUGUCACAUGAAAAUACUGCUCAUAGAUUAUCUAUCCAAGACGCUGGUAUUUCAGCAGUUAAUGGGAGUAACACGGAGUAUUGCAGUUUGCUUCAAAUGCAGGAUAAAGAAACAAAUUCUGACAGAUCUGCUUUGCCUUUAAGUGAAAAAAUUAUGUUAAAAGAUUUUCAUAUUUGUUUAGUGAAGUGUGACAGUGAAUAUUUCAAGUUUCCUCCUGAUAUAAAAAGACCAAUAAUUAAUAGAGUUCUAUCUACUGAAGAAAAACACUUUCAUGAGAUAAAUUUCAAGCAAAGAAACAAAAGAAGAAUUAUAUCUUCCGAUUCAUCAUCAGAUUCUGAAGAUAAAAUAAAUUUAUCAAAACCACAAGUAAAAAUUAAAAAAGUAAAUGAAUCUUCUGCAUUGCUUAUAAAUCCAAAGUCUGAUCUAAAUACCUCUAAUAUUACCAAUAUGUCUUUUGAAGUAAAGAAUUCAAAUCAAAAUAAGAACAAAGAGGACGAGGUAGGUAAAUAUACAUACUCGGGCAAUUUAAUUCAUGCCAAGCCAGAUGUAUCAGAUCUUCCUGUCUUGGAAACUAAAAAGGACAUUGAACCUUCAAAAUUUUUUUCUGAAUCGCCUUUGUUUAGUGCAAUCGAAUCUGCUGGUAAUAAUGAGCAAAAUGAUAAACUAAAUGAAAAUUUAGCAAAAGAUAUUAUUAUGGAAGAAAUUGAACCUGGAAUUUUAAAUAAUACAACUUAUUCUCAGUCAGAUGAAGAUGGAGUCAUUGUAAUAUCUGACGAUGAUGAUGAAUAUAUGGACUUUCAUUCUUCUCAAAUUGUUAUAAAACAAGAACCUUUAGAUGCAGAACUAGAACUCAAUGGUGAUGAAGACAUGGAUGUUGACAAUGAAGGUAUUCAUGAUAUUUUGUCUCCUGAUGAAACACUUUCAGAGACAAUAGAAAACAUUAAACGAUUUGUUAAGACAUCUCUUCCAAACAAAGAUGAAAAUGCAUCAAAUAGAUUACAAACAUUAGACGAUGUUAAAGUCAAAACAUCUUCACCAGUUUCUCAAUUUAUUAAUAAUGUAGUAGAUUCCGGAUCAUCUAGUAAUAUUUCUAUAUCAGCAAAAAUAAUUUCUUCAGAGAUUAUGGGAUCUUCACUAUCUACUUUGAACAAGGAGAAAUUUGCCAGUGAAUCUGAAAGAUCAAGUGAUAGUGAUUCCAGUGUUAGCAACCAUAGUGUUAUUAUAACUCCUUCUUUUAAAAAAAAUAUUGAGGGAAAUAAAAAGCAAGAAAAAGGCAGUGAUGUUAUUCAGAAACAAAUUGAAGAAGUAAAAAGUAAAAAAUCUAAAUCUGUAGGAAGAGCAUUGUUGAUUGAACCUCAGAAACUGAAUCGAAGACCAAAUAGAUUAUGUGGUAGAGGAGAAUGGUUUGAAGAUAGAACCUCUGAAAAUCCUCCUGCUCCAGAGCCUAAUAAAUUAAUAAAAAUCAAAGAACCCAAAAUGUAUGACAAAUCUAAAGAUCCUAUUAAAACCAAAGCUCUAUCCGGAAAAAGGAGAGCAAAUUUAUCUACAAGGCAAUCUCUCCUGAACAAACUUCAAGGUCCAAAGACACAUGUGGCAAAUGCAGUUCCAUCACAAUCUGUAAAGAAAAGACAGUCUAGACCAUUAAUAAAAUCAUCUGAGAAAUCGGUUCUUGAAACACAGCCUCAGAAAGAAUCUUCAAAUGCCAAGAAAAAGAAUCCUCCUAUUUCGCGACUGCCAAAUGAAUAUGCAUCGCGAUCAGCAUUUCUAGUGUCUGAUAUGCAACCUAUUUUGGCAAAGAAAAGACCAGGAAGUCAAAAUAAAAUAGUAGAUCAAAAAGAAUCUGUCAAAAGCACUGCAGCCAAUAAAAGUAUCCUUCCAGCUUCCAAUCAGUCUAAUAAAUUUCUUGGUAAUAAAGGAUAUUCUAUACUAAAUACUUCUCAGCAGGGGAUUCAUAUGACAGAGAAAAAUCUUAAUAUGGGAUCUGGUGGAUCACAGAGCAAAAGUGUGCCUACUUUAAUUGUUCCACCUUUGACAACUGCUUCUUUGCCUUCAACUAGCAAAAUUUCCUCAGAAACCAAUAUUGCAGCUUAUGCCCAUUCUCAGAACAGGGAUCCUCGUUUGCAGCGUAGAUUGAAUUCUUCAGAGUAUAAGUCUACAAUGAAUAAAGAAUAUUAUGCUAAUAAUCACAUAAACAAUGCUAAUAAUUUGACUAAUAUAAAUUAUAAUAGCAAUAAUUUUCCUAAAAAAAAUACAAAUAGUUCCAAUACCAUCCAACAUCAUCCUGUUGGUAUUAAUACAAAUCGAUCACAGCCCUCUUUCUUGCUGAAUAAUUCAUCUUCUGCUCCAGCACCUGGUAAUUACCAAUCAUUUGCAUUAUAUAAUCAAAAACAUGGAAGAGAAAUAGAUAGCCAGAAUCAUACUGCUGUAGGUUUUGAUAUUAUGGUAAAAAGGAUCGUAGAAUUCAAUGUGAAAUGGUUAUUUGAACAGAAGACAAAUGAUUCACCACCACCUGAAAUAUCGAUUGGUGCCAGUAACUUACCACUAUUUUAUAAUUCUGUGGAUCAUUAUAUUUCCUCUUUUCUUCCAAUGCUUAUGUUAGAAACAUGGGAUAAUAUAUAUCAAGAGUCCAAAAUAAUUUUUGAAAGUGAAAAAAGAAUAGCUAAAAAAUUUUAUUUUAUUAUCUCAUCAACUGAAUGUAAAUUUAAUAUGACCGUGUACAACUGUGAAGCAAUGGUUAAUAAAACCUCUUUUGAACCAUCAGAAGGGAAUAUUUUGUUGAUGGAAAUAAAGGAGACAAACAAUAGCGUAAGGACUUAUUUUAGCUAUGUGUUUCGACAUCAAAUUGAGGAAGUGAAAAAUAAUACUAUAUCUGCAAAAUGGCAAAAAUUGGGACCUAUGUGGCUUGAUAAUGCAAAAUUGUGGCGAUUUUCUGUGUACAUUAAAAAGCGACAAGUGAUUCCCAUGUUUCAAAAAAUAAUGAAAGGAAAUGGUAUUUGCUCUGUUAGAAAUCGACUACGAUUGGCUGAUGCACUGAAAAACUUUACUAAAUCUUCUUUGAGUCAACUUAUUAUCCAACCAAAUGAAAAUGAUUUUUAUUUGAAAUAUCCAGACGUAUCUCCAACUAGAGAUUAUAAUUAUUCUCAAAUGAUGGUAAUUGAGGGAAUAAGUUUUGAAAUUUUGAAACAAGAUUCCAAACCAAAGAUAGUUUUGUUGCAAGGACCACCUGGCACAGGCAAGACCCAUACAAUUGUUGGACUACUAGAAAAAUUGACAUUUAAUCCAAAAUUCAAGAUUCUUGUUGUUGCUCCAUCAAAUGCAGCUGUUGACGAGAUUGGCUGUCGUCUAAUGUAUUUAAAUCAUUCAAAUUCAAGGAACCGAACCCACAUAAAAUUUGUGAGAAUUGGUUUACCUGAUCAAAUAAAUACCAAAUUGAAAUCGUAUUCUCUAGAUGAAAAGGCAUCUGAAUUAUUUAAGGAUUAUAAUGCAAAAACUAUUAAAAGCAAGAAGGAGGAACUUGAAAAAUUACAGAAACAAAUUAAUGAAUUGAAAAAACAUAAACAAGAUUAUAGCACCAAGCUGAAAAUUAAUAGUUUUAAAGAUCAGAUAAAAAAGGGUGAGGAAAAGCUUAAUUCAAACAGUGAUAAAUACAGAAUGUUAAGGAGUUUUAAAAAUCAAGUUUUGAGAGAAUCCAGUGUCAUUCUUUCUACUCUGGGUAGCUGUGGACAAGCAAUUUUAAAUUCUCAUUUUGGAUAUAAUGCCCGCUAUUCUUUCUCUUGUUGUAUUAUUGAUGAAGCUUCUCAGUGUACAGAAACUGAAGCACUCAUUCCUCUAAUGUUUAACAUCAAUAAAUUAAUCAUGGUUGGUGAUCAUCAGCAACUACCUGCUACCGUGAACUCUAAAUAUGCAGCUUCCUUUGGUUAUGAACGAUCCAUGUUUGAGAGGUUUCAUUUGUAUUUUUCAAAACAUUGUAAUUAUAAUCCCAUCUACAUGUUGAGCACACAAUAUCGUAUGCACUCUGAAAUUUGUAAAUUUCCAUCAGAACAUUUUUAUGAUAAUUUGCUCUCAACUGAUCCUCAUACUGACAUUCGGGAUCAAAACUUUCCUCUGCAUCCGUAUAUAGUGUACGAUAUAGUGGAUGGACAAGAAUCAGAUUCAUCUAAUUCAAAGACUAAUUGCACAGAAGCUCAUGCUAUUGUUGAUAUUUGUUCCCAAAUAUUGAACAUGAAUUCACAUUCUUCGAUAGGUAUAAUUACUCCUUAUCAAGCACAACGUAGUCUCUAUUCUAGUGCUUUGGGGCAUAAUUCUUCAUACAGACAUAUUGAAAUCAAUACUGUUGAUGGUUUUCAAGGACGGGAGAAAGAUAUAAUUAUCUUGUCAUGUGUGCGUGCUAACCGUGGAAAAGGUGGCAUAGGUUUCCUUGCCUGUCCUAAAAGACUAAAUGUUGCCAUUACCAGAGCUUGUAAGUGUUUAAUUAUUUGUGUUCAUUCUAAAACUUUAGAGCAGAAUGAAGAUUGGAGAAAACUAAUUGAAGAUGCUAGAAACAGACAUCUUUGUAUAUCUGUUAAUUCUUAUAGAGAUAUGCAAUUGAUUUUUCAGACAACAAUGGUAAGACAGAAGUCUAAAAGAAGACAUUAGUAUCAUUGUUGAUCUCAUCUUUUAUGAAAUGUAAACAGAGACACACAAUCCAGUUUUUGUAAAAUAAAAAUCAGUUAUAGGUAUUUAUGAAAAUGUCUGAAUAUUCUGUUCUAUCAUAGCUAAUUGCUUUAAUGUAUCUCUUAUAGAAACAAAGACAGAGAUUUCAAUAACUGAGAAGAUCAAAUAAAUAUAAAUUUCAUUACAGUUUUGAUUUAAUGAUAAGUUUUUGGUAUAUAAAUCCUUUGCAAAAGUAGUGUAUUAUUUUUUUGUAACUUUAAAUAUUUAAUUUUCAGCAAGAAAAGCUUUUAUGAAGUAAUUGAAAUAUCCAUGGUUACAUCUUAUAUCUAUGGUCCAAAAUGUAAUAUCUACGUUUCUUGACUACAUAAUUUUGAAUAUGUUCUUCCGAUGUUUUAUCUUAUUAAUUUCUAUUCUUUUUUGUUUAAAAGACAGCAUGUAAUAUUUAAUAAUUUACAGAGGCACUUUUUUUUAAUAUAAUCUCGGUUAUUGUGAACCAUAAAUGAAAUCUAGACAAAAGUGGUCAAAUAAAUUUUUAAAAAGGAAUGUUUUUGUUGUAACCUGUAUUUGUGAAAGACUUCGUUAAAUUGAUUGAUAUAUAUUAAUGCUCUUUAUACAUGUAUUAUGGAUCAUUGUUGGAUAAUUUAUUUAUAUAUUGUAGUGACACAAAGUAAGAUAAAAAAUAUAUGCUUGUCAUUUCUAGAAUUGAAUUAGAGAAAAAUAUUGCAAAA
This is a messenger RNA of Argiope bruennichi, 6457 nucleotides long. RefSeq lists its product as uncharacterized. Gene Ontology annotation, molecular function: helicase activity; transcription termination site sequence-specific DNA binding; protein binding. Gene Ontology annotation, cellular component: nuclear body. Lineage: Eukaryota; Metazoa; Arthropoda; Arachnida; Araneae; Araneidae. The transcript has a single exon. The record is from RefSeq and is a predicted model, not a curated record. Gene Ontology annotation, biological process: termination of RNA polymerase II transcription. The coding region runs from base 165 to 5711 and encodes 1848 amino acids.